Molecule: messenger RNA, 1603 nt
Organism: Dromiciops gliroides (monito del monte)
Lineage: Eukaryota; Metazoa; Chordata; Mammalia; Microbiotheria; Microbiotheriidae
Product: galectin-9C-like
Exons: 9
Coding region: 1-969 (322 amino acids)
Molecular function (GO): carbohydrate binding
Source: RefSeq, a predicted model, not a curated record
AUGAAGAUGAAUAUUGACCAUGUGGCCCAGAGUGUGACUCUCCCUGGCAUGGGUGAAAGAAUGAGGAUGGAGGCAUACAACAACAGCAGCAGCAGCAGCAGCAGCAGCAACAACAGCAGCAGCAGCAGCAGCAGCAGCAGCAGCAGCAGCAGCAUGUCUUUGAGGAACAACCAUACUACCUACCACGGUCCGGUCAUUCCAUUCAGGACAAAAAUCCCAAAUGAGCUCCAGGAUGGACAUGUGGUUAUUGUCAAUGGAUUGGUCUCCUCUUAUACCUGUUGUACUUGGCCUAGGUUUUCUGUGAAUUUUGAGUGUGGGUUCAAUGGAAACGAUAUUGCCUUUCAUUUUAACCCUCGGUUUGAUGGUGGCGGUUAUGUUGUGUGCAACACAAAGCAAGAUGGUAACUGGAAGCCUGAGGUGAUGGUCAAUGACAAUGACUUUGUCUUCUACAAGCAUCAGAUCCCUCUGGAGAAAGUGAACACCCUCGCCAUCCAGGGCAUAGUGCAGGUGUCCUUCAUCCAAUUCCAGCCACCAGUUUCCCCACCCAUGGUGUUGACCAGUCAGCCAUAUCCUUUACCUUUCGCUACAACAGUCACUGGAGGACUCUACCCAUCCAGGAACAUCACUAUAUCUGGCACCAUCCUGCUUACUGCUGACAAGUUCACAAUCAACCUGAAGGAUGGGAAGGACAUUGUCUUCAAUCUGAACCCACGGUUUAAUGAGAAAACCAUGAUCUGGAAUACAAAGAUUCCCCACUCAGAGAAAUCUGAGGAGCGUGGUCUGCUCAGUUUGAUGCCCUUCACCCAAGGUCAGGCCUUCAAGGUGCAGAUCAAAUGCGAAGUCAGCUGCCUCAAGGUGACUGUCAAUGGGCAGCACCAGUUUGACUACAAUCACGGCAUGACAAACCUGAUCUCUAUCGACAAGCUGGAGAUUUCUGGAGACAUCCAGUUGACCCACAUUCAGUUCUAAUUAAGGGCCUACAACCCAGAUGUCCUAGGUGCAGGUGUCUGAUAAUGAAGGGUCUCCCAGCCAGGUGUCCCAGCCUGAAUCUUUCUUCUCUCCCUCCCAUCCUCACUUCUCCCUGGCUGAUUGGACUCUAAGCCCCAAGCUCUCCCCCCACCCCCAUCGGGGAGGAGUUAGAGUAAGCUGCUCUCCUCCCUUGGGAAAGUAGAGAAGUGACAUAUCUUUGUGUCUCCCCGGGUUUCUUGUACCAGUCAAAUCAAUAAUGAUUAGUUCAAAGUAAAGGACCUUUAAAUAGCAGAGUGUGGGUAGUUGAGAAAACAGAAGCAAGCAAUUCCUUUUUGUCUGUAGUUCCUCUAUUUUGUCUCUGAUUGUGUUUGUAUUACAGCUCCUGCCCUUGUCUGCAAUCUUUCUGCUGAAACAGCAAGUAUCCAGAGUUAGAGAAAAGCUAACCCAAUUUCCUUUCCUGUUACAUGUCCUCAGUCUUAGCCCCCAAACUCCAAUAUCAAGCCCUGUCCAAUGAAGGGGGGCCCUGGAUUCAAUUUACCUCCCACCUAACUGAAAUCUAUAUUGCUUUUACCUGGGGGGGGGCAGAGCUCCCUUGAUGGCAAAUUCAAUAUACUCUCAUUGAUUCCUAAACUUA